GACAACAAUAUUUUUCAUACAUACAAUAAUUUUGUCGAAUUUGGAAUACCUGGUUUCACCAAACAUGACGAGAAUUCUCAGAAAUGAGCAGUCCCUGCAUACAAUCACAACAGCUAGAGAACGUCAGUUGGCCUUGAAUUCGCCCAACAACAUUUCCACAGGAAUAUUAUUUGGUGAUAACAUCAUUCUUAACUCAGGCAGUGCUGUCGACCAUAUAAUAAGACCUAUUAAAAUCCGCGCUGGAUGCGAACUUGGAUCUAAAUUGCAUAUAAAAGCAAAUGUCUGCCUUGGGGACAAUGUAAAACUCGACCAUUACACGCAAGUUGAAGAGAACGUGAGUAUCUUGCAAAACACUAAGAUCAAAUCUGAUGUGAAGGUUGGGAAAUCGAUUAUCAUUGGUGAAGCAACUUCGAUAGGUGAAAAGUCGAAAAUUGGCGCUGGAGUGAUAAUUGGAGCAUAUUGUAUUAUUGGGGCGAAUGUAUCCAUCGAAGCCGGUGCACUCAUACAGAGUGAGGUGCAUGUUGGAGAUGGAACACGAAUUGGCAAAGGCUCGUGGGUUCUCAAUGGAGCGAAGCUCGGUCGGACGGUUGUGAUCAAGGGGGAUGCCAAAGUUCGGCAAGAUGCAAAAAUUGGAAAUAGAGCUUACAUAGACAGAAACGCUGAUGUGCUUAGAGGGGUACAGAUAGGUAUAGGAAUCACUGUAGAUGAAGGUGAGAUAGUUGAGAAAAUUCCUGAUGUUCGUGGUGCACAUUAGUAUAGCAGGCAUGAAAAAAUACUUGCUGCUAUACUUUUCAGUCUCGUUAUUCCAUAGCUAGACAUACAUUAAUAAACUUGCGUAGUUGCUCAAAGAUAUACUCAACUUCUGGUGAUUUGAAGCAUGAAAGUGGGCAGAGUUCAUCUAUCACCUACUAAAAUUAAACUUUUAAUCGUAAUGUCCUGGAAUGUUUCGCUUGCAGAAAUCAAUAUGAAAGCCCCCA
Messenger RNA from Botrytis cinerea B05.10, 977 nucleotides. RefSeq lists its product as hypothetical. Gene Ontology annotation, molecular function: transferase activity. Bases 65 to 754 code for a protein of 229 amino acids. The record is from RefSeq and is a predicted model, not a curated record. The transcript has 2 exons. Lineage: Eukaryota; Fungi; Ascomycota; Leotiomycetes; Helotiales; Sclerotiniaceae.